Molecule: messenger RNA, 1365 nt
Organism: Gordionus sp. m RMFG-2023
Lineage: Eukaryota; Metazoa; Nematomorpha; Gordioida; Chordodea; Parachordodidae
Product: E3 ubiquitin-protein ligase CCNB1IP1-like
Exons: 12
Coding region: 161-970 (269 amino acids)
Biological process (GO): reciprocal meiotic recombination
Cellular component (GO): synaptonemal complex
Molecular function (GO): ubiquitin protein ligase activity
Source: RefSeq, a predicted model, not a curated record
AUUUUAAAAAUAUAUAUUCCGCAUGGAUAAUUAAUUUAUUUUUAAAGCAGACGAUUUAAAAUAAAUAUUUUGGUAAUUUCUUCAAUUUGAUAAUUGUAUAAAUUAGAUUUGUGAAGAAAUAUUUAUUUGGAGAAAUUGUUUAUCAAAUAAAAAUUUAAUCAUGAACGAACUCAUUUGCAAUAAUAAAAAAUGCAGAAAACGCUUAACAUCAUAUGCAUGGGUAACAUCUUGUUCACAUAUAUUUUGCGACGACGAUGGCAUGAGAGAAUUUGGAAAAAAUCCUUCUAUAUGCCCGGCUUGUAAUACCAACUUAUCUGGAAAAUUUGAUGUUAUUCAUUCAGAUUUAUCGCCCUCUGAGCAAUACAAAGGAAUGGUAUUAGCAGGACUUAAACCAGAAAUAAUAUUAGAAAUUGCUAGUCAAGCCAUGUCCUUUUGGUGUUACCAAUCAUCUCAAGAAGUAGCACUACAAGAACAUAUGGUAAAUAAAUCGAAAGAAAAAAUAGCGAAAUUGGAAGAAUACUACGAAGAGCUUUUAAAUAAAAUAACAGCCGAAAUGAGUUCUUUGAAAAUGAACAUUACAAAUAUGAAGAAAGAAAAUGAUAAUUCUAAACAAAGAUACACGGAUAUGACCAGUAAAUAUAACGAGAUUUUUGAGAAGUUUUCAGAAAAAUCUAGGCAAUAUCAAAAAUUGCAAAUGAUGUACGAUCAGCUGAGGAGAAACGCUUUAUCUAAAACCCCGAUGCCAAUGAUAAACAAUAAUAAAGAUAAAAAUAUAGUCGAUUUUCCACUAAUGACCAGAGAUAUUAUAAGGAAUAACUUGAUACGAGAAAAUAGGACACCUUCAUAUCACCCAGAAAUGGAUGAAUUUAACUUUAGACCCGUUAUAAAUAAUAUCAAUCCCCUGCCAAACAGAUUAGUAUCCACCAGCACAAUGAAUUUGUUAAACAUUGAUGCAAACCAAUUGCCAUGACUGAUUUAGAACGGUUAGGAGUGAGUGAGGAAUGAUUUUAAACUUCUCAUUUUUAUUAAAAUUAGAUAUGGUUAUUAUUUUACAUUAUAAUAUUUUGAAUUUUCUAAAUUUCUAUUUAAAAAAAAUUAUGCUAAUUUACCUUAUAUUUAUUUAACGCAUAAUUUAUUAAAUUAGAUAUUAUAUUUUUAUAUAAUUUCCAGUAAUAUUAAGAAAAUUUUGUUUAAGGAGUUAAACGUAAAUGAUUUUGUAAUUUGUAUGUGUAAAUUUAAUUUUUUAAUAUUAUAAAUAAAUAGCCAGCUCCAUUGCAGAUAGGUAUUUCUGUAAAAAUUAAUAAAUUUGAAAAGAAUUCAGUUAGAUUUAUAAAAUCAAUUAGCAAUAAGAAAAAUGAAUUAACA